Molecule: messenger RNA, 2857 nt
Organism: Nanorana parkeri
Lineage: Eukaryota; Metazoa; Chordata; Amphibia; Anura; Dicroglossidae
Gene: ATP6V0A4
Product: ATPase H+ transporting V0 subunit a4
Exons: 21
Coding region: 209-2773 (854 amino acids)
Biological process (GO): proton transmembrane transport; vacuolar acidification
Cellular component (GO): vacuolar proton-transporting V-type ATPase, V0 domain; plasma membrane; vacuolar proton-transporting V-type ATPase complex
Molecular function (GO): proton-transporting ATPase activity, rotational mechanism; ATPase binding
Source: RefSeq, a predicted model, not a curated record
CAGAGGAGGCGAGAACCAGUCUGAUGCUGCCUGACUCCGCUCUGCUCCUGAGGACCAGUCCUGGAGGAGGAGGAGGCCCAGCACCUCCCAGCACCAACACUCAUCAACUGAGACCAACUAACUGCCUGUCAGUGUACAGAGAUCCUCCUAGAGACAGGUGAGACCCCCAGCGUCCGGUUGAUCUGGUGUCCAUCACGCAACUCUCAGGAUGGGCUCUCUAUUCCGCAGUGAGGAGAUGAGCCUGACGCAGCUGAUCCUACAGGUGGAGGCCGGGUAUUGCUGCAUUGCUGAGCUGGGCGAGCUGGGCCUGGUACAGUUCCGGGAUCUGAAUGCAUCGGUGAAUAAUUUCCAGAGGCGGUUCGUGAAUGAAGUGCGCAGAUGUGAGGGGAUGGAGAGAAUCCUACGUUUUCUGGAGUGUGAAAUGCAGAAUGACAAGAUAGAAAUCAGGAACCCGGAGAAGNNNNGCACUAACCCGCUAUCUGUCGCCCAGACCGGCCUGGAGAAGAUGGAGGGGGAGCUGCAGGAGGUGAACCGUAACCAGCAGGCCCUGAAACAGAACUUCCUGGAGCUGACAGAACUUAAACAUCUCCUGAAGAAGACUCAGGGUUUCUUCGAGGCUGAAGCCAAUUUGCCAGAUGAUUUCCUGAACGAAGACACAAGCAGCCUUUUGGAGCUCCGAACCAUACCUACCGCAGCCGCUGCCGGGAAACUUGGGUUCACAGCCGGGGUGAUCGGAAGGGAGAGGAUGCCUGCCUUUGAGAGACUGCUGUGGAGGGUCUGCAGAGGGAACAUUUACCUGAAAUACAGCGAGCUGGACACCAUGCUGGAGGACCCGGUCACUAAAGAAGAGGUGAAGAAAAACGUCUUUAUCAUCUUCUAUCAAGGGGACCAGCUCAAACAGAAAAUAAAGAAGAUAUGUGAAGGUUUUAAAGCCACAGUCUAUCCUUGCCCAGAGAAUGCCAGUGAGCGGAGAGACAUGGCGGCUGAUGUGAACACCAGGAUUGAGGAUUUAAAUUCAGUCAUCACCCAAACUGAAUCCCACCGUCAGCGUGUCCUGCUGGAGGCGUCCCAGAAUAUCAGCAUCUGGACUAUUAAAGUGAAGAAAAUGAAGGCGGUGUACCAUGUACUGAACCUGUGCAACAUUGACGUGACCCAGCAGUGCGUCAUCGCUGAAAUUUGGUGCCCCGUGGCUGACAAGGAGCGCAUCAAACGAUCAUUGCACCUGGGCAUGGAACGCAGCGGUUCCACCAUCCCUCCCAUUCUCACCAACAUUCCCACCAAGAUGGAGCCACCAACCUUCAAUCGCAUCAACAAAUUCACUGCCGGCUUUCAGAACAUUGUAGACGCCUAUGGAGUUGGAAACUAUAGAGAGAUGAACCCAACCCCGUACACCAUCAUCACCUUCCCCUUCCUCUUUGCUGUCAUGUUCGGUGAUUGUGGUCACGGCCUGGUCAUGUUCGGAUUUGCAGCCUGGAUGCUUUUGAAUGAGAAGGAGCUUCUGGCCACAAAAGUUGACAAUGAGAUCUGGAACACGUUCUUUGGAGGGCGAUAUCUGAUCUUCUUGAUGAGUAUUUUCUCCAUCUACACUGGCUUCAUUUACAACGACUGCUUCUCCAAAUCCUUCAACAUAUUCGGCUCUUCCUGGUCUGUUCGGCCCAUGUUCACUAGCGGCAACUGGACAGAUUCCCUGAUGCACCAGAACAUCAACCUACAGCUUGACCCAGCCGUUGCUGGUGUCUUCUCCGGAAACCCCUAUCCCUUCGGCCUUGACCCGAUCUGGAAUAUUGCCAAGAAUAAGCUGACCUUCUUGAACUCCUACAAGAUGAAGAUGUCUGUGAUCCUGGGAAUCACUCAGAUGGUGUUCGGGGUCAUGCUCAGCCUCAUAAACCACAUAAACUUCAGGAGUCGCCUGAACAUCAUCCUGCAAUUCAUUCCAGAAAUCAUCUUCAUCCUUUGCCUCUUUGGGUAUCUGGUCUUCAUGGUCAUCUUUAAGUGGUGUACCUACAAUGUGUACAACUCACAGAAGGCUCCCAGCAUCCUCAUCCACUUCAUCAAUAUGUUCCUCUUCAACUACAACGACCCGACCAAUCUUCCCCUUUACACGCACCAGCAAGAAGUGCAGAGUUUCCUGGUGAUAUUCGCACUCAUCGCCGUUCCUUGGAUGCUGGUGAUUAAACCGUUCAUCCUCCGAGCCAAUCACCAGAAGGCCCAGCGCAGGCUUCAUUCUUCCUCCACCCCUGAGGAUCACAUCGAGAUCGCAGACAUGGAGAACUCCCAGUCCAAUCACUCCAAGGGAGAGAAGAAGGAGGAGCAUGGAGGAGAUCACGGAGAAGGACAUGGGGAGCAUGGAGGAGAUCACGGAGGAGGACAUGGGGAGCAUGGAGAAGAGUUUGAUUUUGGGGACAACUUUGUCCAUCAAGCCAUCCAUACUAUAGAGUACUGCCUGGGCUGCAUCUCCAACACUGCAUCCUACCUUCGCCUGUGGGCGCUCAGUCUGGCACACGCACAGCUCUCUGAGGUCCUGUGGACGAUGGUGAUGCACAUCGGCCUGUCUAGCGCCGGCUGGGGCGGCCUUAUUGGCGUUUUCAUCAUUUUUGCCAUUUUUGCUGUGCUGUCCGUGGCCAUCCUGCUGGUCAUGGAGGGGCUCUCUGCCUUCCUGCACGCUCUCCGUCUCCACUGGGUGGAGUUCCAGAACAAGUUCUACCAUGGAUCAGGUCAUCUAUUCAGUCCGUUCUCCUUCCAGGGCAUCCUCGAUGGAACAGCAGAAGAUUAGGUUUUGGGUCUACCUGUUCAACAACAAAGACCUAAACCCCCCAUGGUGGAUAACUAUUAUGCCUAAAUUAUUAACAAUAAAAUA